This is a messenger RNA of Cetraspora pellucida, 816 nucleotides long. The record is from the annotation of a GenBank genome assembly. NCBI's taxonomy places the organism in Eukaryota, Fungi, Glomeromycota, Glomeromycetes, Diversisporales, Gigasporaceae.
AUGUCUUUAGAAGAGAACGAAACCUUUUCUUUUGUUGAAGAACAAAUAGAACUUACUCCAAAAAGUUUUUCGAAAAAGAGGAAUAGAGUUUCAUUUAUGGCCUGUGAUAAAUGCAGGAGCAUGAAAAAAAAAUGUGAUGGAGAUUAUUUGAGUCGAAAGACUUGUUCAUCUUGUGCUGGACGCGAAGAAGAAUGUAGAUAUUCAGACAGUCAUAAAAGAAAGGCUGUAGAAGCAAAUGAUGUUCGACAAUUUAUUAAUAGACUUGAGGUUAUUGGUGAUGAGAUUCAAAAAUUGACGGGUGAACUGAGAAAAUUUUACGAAUUGAGUAAAAAUCAAGAUAAUUUAAAAGUUCUUGGAAGUGAAGACGAUUUCAAUAACGAUAAUCAUGUAUCUUGUUCAGAUAACCUUAAAAAGAAACAACCUGAAGUAAAACGUUCUCAUAAAUCUAAAUCCAAAAUUUCUGGAUUAAAAAGGAAUUCUAAAGAAUCAAAAAAAGAGGAUUCAUCAUCAAAAAAACAAGAUGCCGCAAAAGGUUAUUUUUCAAAAAUCUAUAUUCCAAAGGGAAAGUAUGUAACGCAUCAAUUUGAUCUCAAGGAUUUUAAUGGUGCCUCUUCUCAAUUUGAGAAUACUCAACCUCAACCUUCUCCACCUUCACCUGCUAACAAUUCUGAAUUAAUUGCAACUGAUAAUACCGAUUUUAGUAAUAAUAAUACUUCAAAUUCUUUUCCUGAAAAUUUGUCUUAUGUUUUUUCUCCUUCGGAACAUAUGAUUUCAAACCCAAUUUUCCUUUACAACGAUUUAAAUGGAAUUUUAUAA